AACCUAUGAAAGCAUAGCACCAGAAACAUUGACUUUCUAUCCACCCCAUGGCUUAAUCUAGUAUUCUGGUACUCCAGUGAGGGGCUUCUUUUGUGGAUGAGUGAGGUCUCUUUGGUCGAAUGGAGUAAUGGUCCCUACUUCUAUUGGAUUAUGGGAUGGGUGUGGUAUUGUGGUAUUAAUCUGAGCAGACGGCAGGCAGCCUGCCCUUGACUAGCGACUAGCGGAGGGCUGUUGUGUUUCUGUUGGAGUGACUUCACACCGCUCUACAGCUCUGUCUAGUCCACACUGCUCUCUACAGCUCUGUCCAGUCCACACCACUCUCUACAGCUCUGUCCAGUCCACACUGCUCUUUACAGCUCUGUCUAGUCUACACGGCUCUCUACAGCUCUGUCCAGUCCACACUGCUCUCUACAGCUCUGUCCAGUCCACACUGCUCUCUACAGCUCUGUCCAGUCCACACCACUCUCUACAGCUCUGUCCAGUCCACACUGCUCUCUACAGCUCUGUCCAGUCCACACUGCUCUCUACAGCUCUGUCCAGUCUACACGGCUCUCAACAGCUCCAAGGGAAAGAGACGUAUCCGCAAAGAUGAACCUCUUCUGCUUCUCUCUGGAGGGUUCUAUGGACAGUCUGUAUGAGGCUGUGCAGGACUCCAGUGAUGCCCAGGUCUACACCAUCCCCAGCCGUUCCUCCAGCCGCUCCUGUAGCCUUGCCAUGCUGCUAGAUGAAAACCCCAAGUUGCGUGGCUCGGGACGAUCCAUUUCCAUGGAGAUCUCCCAAAUGCAGACCAACAACACUAAAAAAAUUCAAAGAAUAACACAUGUAUCCAAAUCAGCACCAGAAAACAGAACUUUAGAUCAAGCCUCUGCCGUCUGCAAUAGUGCUCUCUGGCUGCCAGCCAAGAUCCCCCCAGAAGAAGAUUUAGAUUUAGGCCACAUCAAGAACAAUCAAAAUGAAGAGAUGAUCAAGCCCAUGGUCAGAACUGAGAUCCAGGCCAAAGCCACGAUCAGAACCGAUGUCAAGACCAAAAAGGGAAGAGGAGGACGCAAGUCGAGCAUAAAGAAGAAUGAAAAGUCACCAACCCCACCAAUACCACCAACUCAGGUGGUGAGUUACGAGGGAUGGGCUCAGAACGCAGAUCUGCCCAACAGCAGGCAGAGAGACCUGAUUGUCCAUGCCAACGGGGAAGUGGCGAAGCCCAGAGUUCCCAUCAAAAAGAGUCAAAAGUCUGGAAGUCAGAAGACUGGGAAGAAAGGGAGUGCAAAAAAUGGAAAAGAAGGGGCCAAGAAAAAUCAGGACACCACAAGGAAUAAGGAGCUCAGAAAAUUUACCACAGACAAUGACACUUAUGGGCCCAUCCCAGUGAAAGCGGGACCCUAUCUGGAUGUGGUCCGGAGGUCAGCUCCUGUUUGUAAGUCUGUACUAACAUCAGCCCAGGAGAAUUCUACCCUAGCUCCGGUGGCCAUGGAGCUGAGGACCGGGCCUGGAGGCCCUGGAGCUCCUCCCAGGAACCAGCGCUGGAGUAACCCAGCCGAGAACGCUCCAGAUUGGGGGACCUCCUACCACAUCUGCCGCAGGCCCCUCACAGAGUACCCCGUUUAUACCCAUGACUACACCCUGCCACGGGCAAAGGCCUGGGACAAGCACCAGGGGCUGGCCCAAGAUGCGAGCCUGAAACGGGAACCCUCGCCCCAGGGUGUCCCCCUCUCUGUUACUGAUGUGAAACUAUGCGACCGCAAUGUGAGUAUGCUACAGAGGGCAGCCUCAAAUGUUUCAGACAAACCAAAGCUCAGUAAACCAAAGCGCUCCACUAGUUUUGGGCGAUUUGAGGGCAUCAGACAACCAUCACCAGCCAGACUAGAGGAAAAUGGAACAACAGUGGCAGAGGAGUCUGGAUGUGAGAGUUCUGAUCAGACCAAACAAGGCAGCCUGGGGAAGAAGAUGAAGGCCAUCUCUCUGACCAUGCGCAGGAAGAUGGGCAAGAAGCACUCCAAAAUCUUCUCUGAGGAAGCUGGUGAAGACACUGACAGAGACCUAGAAGAGGAAACAGAGUGCAGUCCUCUAGAGAAAGGCUCUGAAAAGACCAACAACUCUCUGGAGAGCCUGUACAGCGGACAGAGUUCCUCCAGCUCAGGUAGUAUGGCCUGCCUCUCAAAUGGCUCCAGUACCAGAGACAGUCUGAGACUAGAAGAGGACGGCUCCUACAACGGACACUUCUGUGGUAGAGCACGGGUCCACACAGACUUUGUUCCCAGCCCAUAUGACACUGACUCCCUCAAACUCAAGGUUGGAGACAUUAUCAGCAUCAUCAGUAAACCUCCCAUGGGCAUAUGGACAGGGAUGCUGAACUACAAAGUGGGCAACUUCAAGUUCAUCUACGUUGACAUGCUCAUGGAGAAAGAGAGAGAGGAGGAGGCGCCAAAAAUCAGACCUCAGAGGAUGAGCAAGAGACCACGACCAAAGACACUACUGGAACUACUGGAGCGUCUUCAUCUAGAGGAGUAUGCAUCUGCACUGCUUCUGAAUGGCUACCAGACAGUAGAGGACCUGAGGCACCUGCAGGAGAAACACCUUAUAGAGCUGAACGUGAUGAAUCCAGAACACAGAGGCAGGCUGCUGGCUGCUGCAGACUGCAGAUAUACAGAGAGCGAUGAUGUGAGGGAGAGUGAGGAGCCCUCUUCAUCACACAGCCUGAAGGAGGAGAAGAGUGACUGUCCCAGAGACUCAGGCUGCUUCAUUCCAUCAGAGUGCUCUGAAAACAGCAAAGAAGACACAGAGAGCCAACCAGUCACACGCUGAUAGGCUGCACUAUCCUAAUUAACAUACCAGUAUAAAACGUUUAUUAACUAUUACGUUUUGACUUGUAAAUUACGAUGGCUCACCAAGUUUGUCUCGUCUGUAUUUGGUUUAACAAGGUGCGAUUUCAUUAAUUAAAUGUUAAAUGUAGGCAAUUUUUUCUUAAAACCGAUGAAUCUGUUCCUCCUUAUAAGCAUCCAUUUAUGAACCUUUUUCUUUAACCUAUUAAUUCACAUAAAGCACAGGGAUCAAACUCAUUCCACGGAGAGCUGCGGGUUCUCGCUCCUCCCUUGCACUUGAUUGAUGAAUUAAGGUUAUUAAUUAGUAAGGAACUCACCUCACCUGGUUGUCUAGGGCUUAAUUGAAAGGGGAAAAACAAAACCUUGCAGUCACUAGGCCCUCCAUGGAAUGAGUUUGACACACCUGACAAAAUAUUUAUGACAAAUGAUAUCUUGUUUUUUUGUGUAUUGUGCUGGAAACUAUGACGUGUGUUUGGUUUUACUAUCAUUGUGGGGACCAGAAGGAGGCUAUUUUAGGUUUAGGGGAUUAGGGUUAGAAGCUUGGGGUUAAGGUUUAAGGUUAGGGGUUAGGAAAAAUAUGAUUUUUAAUGGGAAUGAAUUGUUUGGUCCCAACAAGGAUAGUAAAACAAACGUGUGUGUGUGUGUGAGUGAGUGGGCAGGAGUUUGUACAUACAUUUUUUAACAUUCCUGGUUUAACAAAAUGUACAGACUUGUAGAACUCAAUAUACUGUAAUUGCAAUAUGUCACACAUUAAUAAAGUAUUUAUGCAUCAAGAGUCA
Molecule: messenger RNA, 3595 nt
Organism: Oncorhynchus tshawytscha (Chinook salmon)
Lineage: Eukaryota; Metazoa; Chordata; Actinopteri; Salmoniformes; Salmonidae
Exons: 16
Coding region: 589-2799 (736 amino acids)
Molecular function (GO): protein binding
Source: RefSeq, a predicted model, not a curated record